Papaver somniferum (opium poppy) is the source of this 1594-nucleotide messenger RNA. RefSeq lists its product as uncharacterized. NCBI's taxonomy places the organism in Eukaryota, Viridiplantae, Streptophyta, Magnoliopsida, Ranunculales, Papaveraceae. The coding region runs from base 152 to 1393 and encodes 413 amino acids. The transcript has a single exon. The record is from RefSeq and is a predicted model, not a curated record.
GGGAUUUUACUAGGUAGAUAAAAAAAAAGUGUCGGUAUUGUUGUGAGUAUCAAACCCUAAAACCAACAUCAGUCCUCACCCAAACAGAGAAGAAGAAUCAAAAACAAGAUCAAGGAUAAUGAUUUGAAGGAAAUCAACAAUAAGACAUGCAAUGCAGUUAACCAAAUCAUCAGUAGCUCCAUAUCUAAAUUUCCGUCUUGUUUUAUUAUUAAUCUUCCCUUGUUUUUCGUUCUUAAUUUUUUUAUCUCUUUCUUCCACUAAUACUAAUUUCUUACAAGUAGCCGUAAGAAGUAAAUCGGUGCCAGAUUUGACUCGGUUGAGAAAUGAAGAUGAGAAAAAGAAAGAGUUAUUAUUACGGUCAAGAAUUGCUGUGUGUUUAGUAGGUGGAGCAAGAAAAUUCGAACUCACUGGACCGUCAAUCGUGGAGAAUGUGCUGAAUGUUUACCCUAAUACAGAUCUUUUCUUACAUUCUCCAUUAGAUAAAGACUCGUUCAAGUUUUCAAUUUUCAAAGACAUUGCUCCAAGAAUCGCUUCGAUUCGCAUUUUUAAACCGACUAAGCUAAACGAGACGGAGUCUCAACGGCGCGUCCUCACUCCAAGCGAUUCUCCUAACGGCAUACAGGGUUUGCUUCAAUACUUCAGCCUUGUAGAAGGUUGCUUGACAAUGAUCAACGAUUUCCAAAUACAGAAUAACUUUACUUACGACUGGAUCGUCCGAACCCGAGUAUAUGGCUACUGGAACGCUCCACUUUCCCCGGAUAACUUCUUACCAAAUGACCAUUACCUAGUCCCAUCAGGUUUAAACUACCGUGGAUGCAACGACAGACUUGGAAUUGGUAAUCUCUACACUUCAAAAAUCGCACUAUCUCGGCUGUCUCUGAUACCACAACUAGACGCAGCAGGGUUUCGACAAGUCAACUCGGAGACUUCUUUCAAAGCUCAACUCACUACAGAAGGUGUAAAGUUCUUUGAAAAUCAUCUUCCUUUCUGCGUAGUAAGUCCUCGCACGUUCGAUUUUCCACCGACUCGGUAUGGUGUCCCUAUUGCAUCAAUAUCGAGCCCAGGUCCACGCAGCGGGGCAUUUUGUAGACCAUGUAAACCUGUUUGUACUGGUGCAUGCGCGGAUGAAAUAAUGCAGAUCCUGAAAAUAGGAUGGAGGAUUGAAGGGGGAAACGGAACGAUUCAGCUUUGUGAUGCUCAUGGUGAGUGGGAAUCCGGCUGGGAGAAUAAUUUUGACCGAUUUGCAGGAGAGAAGCUCGCGGAGCUUAGGAGACGAGUUAUGGAGUCGAAAUUCGAAAAAUGUGUGAAUGAUUUUGAUGAGAUGAAGAAACGGACUGUUAAUUGGGAUGCCCCAGAUGCUAAACAGAUUUGUGGAAUUGCUUCGAGACGUUAGUAAAGAAAACGCGCAAGUUGUAGUCGUUGCCACCAAGUAAGAGCUGCAAGAAGUAUGUAGAAGUAUAUUUUGUUCAUCAAAAUACACUAAUCGAGUUCUUUGGGGGCGAGGGUGCCUCUCUCGUGGCAGGCCCCUUGAUAUUUUUGAAAUUAUACACACUACCACCGUGUGAAAAAAACUACACAAUUUGUAUUCUAAUGU